UGCGCAAUACUCAAACAAUGAUGAAAUUGUUGUGAUCAAUCUUGGCACCAUAGAUACGAAGCGAAAACAAACAGCAGAAUACACUAAAAAAAUUAUUGAAAAGUGUUUAUAUAAGUUUGGAAUCAAUAAAACUAAUAUUUUAGGCCUCAGUGUUGACAACGCGGCAGUGAAUAUAAAGUUGGUGCGCGACUUCGGCAUCAGCGCCAUUGAGGAAAUUGACGAUGACGAAGGCGAUUUUUCAGUAGAAACUGAUGAGUUUGACGAAAAUGGUAAUUCUACAGCGGACAAUGCAGCAGCAGUCUUGGCAAGUGGAGUUGCCGGUAGCAUGAGUGUUAUACAUCUUCAAAGAUGUGCUGUCCACACUUUACAGUUAGCCGUGAAUGAUGCAUUGAAGAGGCUCACAAUGAAAAAUCUUAUUAGUCAUGCGAGAGAAGUUGUGAAAACUGCAAGAAAUUCUAAGUAGAUUGACUUCUUCAGGGACCAAGCUACACAUCUCGUUCCAAUUUUAGAUCAGGCUACCUGUUGGUCUAGCCAGUUCAAUAUGAUUGAGAGGCUAAUUAAGAUUCGACCAGUAAUUCAAAUUUUGAAUAUGCAAAAAGAAGCUCCAAAAGAAUUUAAUGUGCAACCAUAUCUUUGGGGAAUGUGGGAGGAAUUGAGAGAUAUAUUGCAAAUGGCAUACGAUCUUACUAUUCGUCUUCAGCGUGAAAACAUCACAGCAGGUAAAUUCCUUUUUGAUUGGAAUUCAAUAAAGUGUGAACUAGACAGGAAGGACAGCAACUUAGCCAAAGAUUUCCGGAAAGGAAUGGAUAAUAGAGAAAGCACACUACGCGAAAAUUCGUUGUUUCUUGCAGCAGUUUACGUGGAUAUUAGACAUGGCUGUAUGCUGACAGCGACUAAAGACAAGGUUGCUUUUUUUAAUAAAAUUUUAUUUAUAUAUAUACAUUUUAUUUAUUUAACUUUAAAAAGUAUAUAUUCAAAAAACUAUAAAUGUUUCUAUAGAUAGCUGCAGCUGAUGGACUUUGGAAAAUUAAUUACAAACUGAUUCAACUGGCUA
Messenger RNA from Hydra vulgaris (swiftwater hydra), 1054 nucleotides. The record is from RefSeq and is a predicted model, not a curated record. Lineage: Eukaryota; Metazoa; Cnidaria; Hydrozoa; Anthoathecata; Hydridae.